This is a messenger RNA of Trichophyton rubrum CBS 118892, 819 nucleotides long. RefSeq names its product adenylate kinase 1. Gene Ontology annotation, cellular component: mitochondrion; cytoplasm. Lineage: Eukaryota; Fungi; Ascomycota; Eurotiomycetes; Onygenales; Arthrodermataceae. The record is from RefSeq and is a predicted model, not a curated record. Gene Ontology annotation, biological process: ADP biosynthetic process. Gene Ontology annotation, molecular function: ATP binding; AMP kinase activity. Bases 1 to 819 code for a protein of 272 amino acids. The transcript is spliced from 4 exons.
AUGGCCCCAGCUAACGGCGAAUCGAUCGAUGCCCUGAAGGACCUCAUCAACAGCCUGGAGUCCCGGAUAGUUGGAUUGGAGAAGGCAUUGCUCAAUGGCGGUCAUUCAGACUCCAAUUCGGCUGCUGAGUCGAUGCGGAUGAUCCUGAUGGGCCCUCCUGGAGCCGGCAAGGGAACCCAGGCGCCCAAGAUCAAGGAGAAAUACUGCGUGUGCCAUUUGUCUACCGGUGACAUGCUCCGAUCACAAGUCUCCCGCCAAACUGAGCUCGGCAAGGCUGCAAAGAAGAUCAUGGACCAAGGUGGACUUGUCUCCGAUGAGAUUAUGGUCGGCAUGAUCAAGAACGAGUUGGAGUCGAACAAGGAGUGUAAGAAGGGUUUCAUCCUUGAUGGAUUCCCUCGUACAGUUGCUCAAGCUGAACGACUGGAUGACAUGCUUCGCGAACGCAAGCAGGCGCUGCAGCAUGCCGUCGAACUCCAGAUUGAUGAUAGUCUUCUUGUUUCUCGGAUAACGGGCCGACUGAUCCACCCGGGCUCCGGAAGAUCUUACCACAAAAUCUUCAACCCACCGAAGAAGGAGAUGACCGACGACAUCACUGGGGAGCCGCUUGUCCAGCGCUCUGAUGACAAUGCCGAGGCAUUGAAGAAGCGCCUGGCCACUUACCAUGCUCAAACCGCGCCCGUUGUUGGAUACUACAAGAAGACCGGUAUCUGGAGCGGAAUUGAUGCUAGCCAGGAGCCUGGCCAGGUCUGGAAGAGCAUUCUCGGAGUCUUUGAGCAGAAGCAAUCUCCAAUCCUUAGCAAGAUCGGGUUGUCCAAGUAA